AUGAGGCCCUGUGCUCAGUCCCUGUGCUCCCUCUGCUCUCUGCUCUGCCUCCUGCUGACACCUGGAGCUCUGUGUGAUGUUCUCCAGCCAAAGGCAGCUGAGGAAGUGGGACCUCCUCGUCCUCCUCAGAUCCUGGACCUGACCCGGACCCAGCUCCAGGCCGUGCCCCACAGCCCCCCCAACGGCUCGGUCUGGACCCUGAUCCUGAACCAGAACCGGAUCAGUCUGGAUGAGUCUGACAGAGAGGCCCUGAGGAGCUACAGGGGCCUCACUCACCUCUAUCUGGAGCACAAUGCAGUCACAGAAGUCACCGCGGGAUAUUUCACCCAGAUGCCCCGCCUCACACUGCUGUCUCUGUGCGGGAACAACAUCAGCAGGUACCACUGA
Knipowitschia caucasica is the source of this 387-nucleotide messenger RNA. The record is from the annotation of a GenBank genome assembly. NCBI's taxonomy places the organism in Eukaryota, Metazoa, Chordata, Actinopteri, Gobiiformes, Gobiidae.